Molecule: messenger RNA, 432 nt
Organism: Anopheles cruzii
Lineage: Eukaryota; Metazoa; Arthropoda; Insecta; Diptera; Culicidae
Gene: Nca
Product: neurocalcin homolog
Exons: 2
Coding region: 1-432 (143 amino acids)
Molecular function (GO): calcium ion binding
Source: RefSeq, a predicted model, not a curated record
AUGUGCCAUGACCCCGGCCCGGCCCACACCGAAAACGCCCCAACGCAGUUUGCCGAGCACGUGUUCCGAACGUUCGAUGCGAACGGUGACGGUACGAUCGACUUCCGGGAGUUCCUGUGCGCGCUCAGCGUUACCUCGCGCGGCAAGUUGGAGCAGAAGCUGAAGUGGGCAUUCUCGAUGUACGAUCUGGACGGUAACGGAUACAUCUCCCGCCAGGAAAUGCUGGAAAUUGUCACCGCUAUCUACAAAAUGGUCGGCUCUGUGAUGAAAAUGCCCGAGGACGAGAGUACGCCGGAGAAGCGAACGGACAAAAUCUUCCGCCAGAUGGACCGCAACAAGGACGGCAAGCUGAGCCUCGAAGAGUUCAUUGAGGGUGCGAAAAGCGAUCCGUCGAUCGUGCGGCUGUUGCAAUGUGAUCCGCAGGCGCAGUGA